Chanos chanos (milkfish) is the source of this 3477-nucleotide messenger RNA. RefSeq names its product serine/threonine kinase 10 (gene stk10). The transcript is spliced from 19 exons. Gene Ontology annotation, biological process: protein phosphorylation. Lineage: Eukaryota; Metazoa; Chordata; Actinopteri; Gonorynchiformes; Chanidae. The record is from RefSeq and is a predicted model, not a curated record. Gene Ontology annotation, molecular function: protein serine/threonine kinase activity; ATP binding. Bases 335 to 3373 code for a protein of 1012 amino acids.
UAACGCAGCAGCAGGUGGACGGACUCGACUUUAAAUUAGCCACGUGAAUGGAAAAAUGAUUGUGUUUCAUAAGAGACAUGGUUUGCCAGUGGACUGUCCACAUUCUCAUCUGGGACGAAUGGAUUGAGUCGAUUUAAACUCAUUAUUUGAUAAAUUUGUAUAUAUUUUCAAGACUAAUACUUGGACUGUUAUUUCGAGUGAGCGAGGAUGCCGCGUGCUGUACUGCCACUGAUCGAAUAGUCUGUACCUGACGAACGCAAUUUUGUGUGUUUCUUCCUCAGAAAUCCAUAUUCAGAAAACAUCAGUGAAGUUUUCAUUGUGUUAGCACUUGGACAUGGCAUUCGGUAGGUUCAGCAAAUUGCUCCGCUUUUCCACUGACGGCAAAAAGAAAGCAAAGCAAUAUGAACAUGUUCACCGGGAUAUUAAUCCGAAUGACAUUUGGGAAAUCGUUGGAGAAUUGGGCGAUGGAGCAUUUGGAAAAGUUUAUAAGGCCAGAAACAAGGAGACGGAGGCCCUUGCAGCCGCCAAGGUGAUCGAGACGAAGAGCGAGGAAGAGCUGGAGGAUUACAUGGUGGAAAUCGACAUCUUGGCGUCAUGUGACCACCAUUACAUCGUCAAGCUUCUCGACGCCUUUUACCAUGACAACAAACUCUGGAUCAUGAUAGAGUUCUGCCCGGGGGGAGCCGUGGAUGCCACCAUGCUGGAGCUGGACAGGGGUUUGACGGAGCCGCAGAUCCAGGUGAUCUGUAAGCAGAUGCUGGAGGCGUUGGUCUAUCUCCACAGUAAAAAAAUCAUCCACAGAGACCUGAAGGCCGGCAACAUCCUCCUCACUCUGGAGGGAGACAUCAAACUGGCGGAUUUCGGCGUGUCAGCCAAAAACACCAAAACUCUACAGCGAAGAGACUCUUUUAUUGGGACUCCUUACUGGAUGGCUCCAGAGGUGGUGAUGUGUGAGACAAUGAAGGACGCCCCAUACGACUAUAAAGCAGACAUCUGGUCUCUGGGCAUCACUCUGAUCGAACUGGCCCAGAUCGAGCCCCCCCACCACGAACUCAACCCCAUGAGAGUCCUGCUGAAGAUCGCCAAGUCAGAGCCGCCGAGCCUGGAGCAGCCCUCCAAGUGGUCAAAGGAGUUUAAGGAUUUCCUGAAAGUAGCACUGGACAAGAAUCCCGAAACACGACCAAGCGCCUCUCAGCUCCUGGAGCACCCCUUCAUCAGCUCUGUGAAGAGUAACCGGCCCCUGCGGGAGCUGGUGGCGGAGGCCAGGGCGGAGGUGAUGGAGGAAAUCGAGGACGACCGGGACGACGGGGAGGAAGACGACGCGCCCCCAGGCAAGGAUCCUUCCCAGACCAGUCAGACCAGUUUGGAAGGGGACGAGCCCCACCCCGGAGCCCCACUGGAGGAGCCUGUGACCCCUACGUCAGAGGACGUCCCCCACAAAGACGAACAGGAGGACCGGCUCAGCAACAAGCUCCCAGACGAGGACCUCGUGAUGGUGGACCCCGAUAAACCGGAGAGCGAGACCUCUGGGAAGACGUCCAGCUCCGACUCGGGCAUCGAGGAUGGCAAAGCCACGCCCACCUCCGAGGAGGAAAGCAAACUGGGAGCGGAAACCCCCGAAUCGGAGAUUCCCCCUCCGCUGAGCGGGACUGCCAGCCCGGAUCCAGACCGUCAGCCUGAACCAGAGGACCACGACCAAGACCAGGACCAGGACCAAGACCAGGACCAAGACCAGGACCAAGACCAGGACCAAGACCAGGACCAGGCUAGCGAGGGAGCGCCGGACUCGCCUGUGUCGGCAGUGCUGGACCCGCCUUCCCUUCCGCUGCAGAACGGGAACGCGGUGAAGGAGGAGUCGGCACGGGCGUCUGUGGUGAGUGAGGAUGCGGUCGACAGCAUAAUGCCUGUCGCCAACGGGAGGAUCUCCAAACGCUACUCAGACACCGACAACUUCGACAUCAGCCUCAACCUGUCAGGAGACCUGUCCGUCAACAGAGACACCGGCUCCAUAUCCACCAAGGACUCUCGCUUUUCCAGCAAGACGCUCAAGCGCACGCGUAAAUUUAUGAUCGACGGCGUGGAGGUGAGCGUGACGACGUCUAAGAUCAUCGGCGAUGACGAGAAGAAAGAUGAGGAGAUGCGAUUUCUCAGGAGGCAGGAGUUACGGGAGCUGCGUUUGCUGCAGAAGGAGGAGCACAGGGCUCAGGCCACACUCAACGCCAAACUGGAGACUCAGAGAGAGCUCAUGAUGAGACGCUUUGACCAGGAGAUGAAUGCCAAAAAGAAGCACUUUGACGUGGAGUUGGAGAGUCUGGAGAAACAUCAGAAGCAGACCAUAGAGAAGAUGGAGGCAGACCAUGCCGUUCACCUGCGUGACGAGACCAAGCGCAUCCGUUCCGAACAGGAGCGCGCCUACAGCAAGUUCAAAGACAACAUGAAACAGAGCAAAAAAGAGGUCAAGCGUGAGGUCGAAAAACUACCCAGGAAACAGCGUAAAGACAGCAUGAAAUCCAGAAUGGACGCCUUCAAACAGAUGGAGCAAACAGAGGAGGAGAAGUUUCUGGCAGAUCAGAGGGACUAUCUGAAAAGGACUCAAGAUAACAUCAUCACCCAGAACAAGCGGGAAAUCGCUGAGACAGAACGAGAAUGCCUGGAGAGAAAACACAAACUGAUACGAGAACGUGAGGCCACCAUCUGGGACAUGGAGGAGAAGAACCUUCACGAGAGACAUCAGCUUCUCAAACAGCAGCUUAAAGAGCAGUACUUCCUCCAACGCCACCAGCUCCUCAAGAAACACGAGAAGGAGGUGGAUCAGAUGCAGCGGUAUAACCAGAGAAUGAUCGAGCAGCUGAAGGCCAGACAGCAGCAGGAGAAGGCGCGUCUGCCUAAGAUCCAGAGGAGUGAGGGAAAGACUCGCAUGGCCAUGUUUAAAAAGAGCCUUCGUAUCAACUCCACAGGCAGCGCCUCGGAGGACCGUGAGAAGAUCAAACAGUUUGCCAAGCAGGAGGAGAAGAGACAGAAAGCAGAGAGACAGCACCAGCAGCAGAAACAUGAGAAUCAGAUGAAGGAGAUGGUGGGACAGUGUGAGAGCAACAUCAGAGAACUGCAGCAGCUACAGAAUGAGAAGUGUCAUCUGUUGGUGGAGAAUGAGACUAUGAGACUGAAGAACCUGGAUGAGCAGCAUAAUCAGCAGCUGAAAGAGUGGAGAGAGCAGCUGAAGCCUCGCAAAAAGGCUCUGGAGGAGGAGCUGAGCCAGCGGAAACUGGAGCAGGAGAGAUUCUUCAGACUGAGUCAGGGAUCCGAGGAGUCCGCCCCCACCUCCCCGGGCACGCUCACCAAGUUCUUACCUUACGUCGACUCCUCCAACACGUAAAAGCUGCUGCCAGUAUGCACCUCCUCUGCCCUCUCCUCUCUUCUCCUCUUUCUCCUCAGCUUCCUCGGGAUGGAACGCCAAGCCUCUGUGCAAGCCUAAUUAAC